Thalassophryne amazonica is the source of this 1893-nucleotide messenger RNA. RefSeq names its product cytosolic arginine sensor for mTORC1 subunit 1 (gene castor1). The coding region runs from base 147 to 1145 and encodes 332 amino acids. Gene Ontology annotation, molecular function: arginine binding. NCBI's taxonomy places the organism in Eukaryota, Metazoa, Chordata, Actinopteri, Batrachoidiformes, Batrachoididae. The transcript has 9 exons. The record is from RefSeq and is a predicted model, not a curated record. Gene Ontology annotation, biological process: cellular response to L-arginine; negative regulation of TORC1 signaling. Gene Ontology annotation, cellular component: cytosol.
UGUGCGGUCAGGCUGUGAGGGAUCAUGAUGUGUUUAAGUUUUGUGAGAGGAGCAGCAGCAGGGUGACGGUUUGUUUAACGUCAAACUCCUGUGCCUGUAUUUAAUAUCUGUCACUUCAGCCGCACGCCGAGAGGCAGCUUUCAGUCAUGGACUUACACAUACUGGACCACAGGCUCCGGGUCACCAGCAUAUCCAAGAACGGGCUGAUGCAUUUCACAUACUCUCUGAUCAAACUGAUAUUUCUGCGGAACAGGACACGAUCUAAGUUUUUCAGUCUCACUGAGACGCCUGAGAACUACACAGUGGUCCUUGACGAGGAAGGAUUUAAAGAACUCCAGCCCUCUGAGCACCUCAAAGUGGAAAGCUCCAUCUGGCUGCCGCUCAAUGUGGUCUCCAACGGCAACACCUCCAGCAGCUCACAAGCUGUGGGCGUGACCAAGAUUGCCAAAUCGGUCAUCGGUCCUCUGGCCCAGCAGCAUGUGUCCGUCUUUAUGCUCUCCACUUAUCAGACAGACUUUAUCCUGGUGAGAGAAAAAGACCUGUCUGUAGUCAUCAGCACUCUGGAGGAGGAAUUCAAUAUCUUCAGAGAGGUGGGAGGAGAGUCUGUCCUUGUGCAGGAUGUUUCCAAUGGCCUUCAGAAGAACGGUCAGCAAGCCAUCCAGCCCACACUUCACCCGGUGUUCAUUCCCCAGAACCAGUUUUGUGUCAUGUCUCUGGACCCAGAUAUGCUCCCAUCCAUCGCCACAACACUCAUUGAUGUCCUUUUCUACUCCAGCGGUCCAAAAGAAAGUGCACAGUCACCUCCCAGCCAGGAUUUGGACUCUUUCAAGUUCUUCUCCUUCUCCCUCAUCGAUGGCUACAUCUCACUGGUGAUGGACACAGAGGCUCAACAACAGUUUCCUGCUGAUCUUCUCUUCACCAGCAGCUCUGGUGAGCUGUGGAGGAUGGUACGCAUCGGAGGACAACCUCUGGGCUUUGAUGAGUGUGGUAUUGUUGCACAGAUUUCUCGCCCUCUGGCUGACAGCAACAUCUCCGCUUAUUACAUCAGUACCUUCAGCUUCGACCAUGCUCUGGUGCCGGAGGAGGACAUUGUGACUGUGACAAACAUGUUACAGCAUCAGAGGAAAGAACAAGCUUCUCUCUGAUUUUUGAAGCCUCCUCUGCGCUCUGAAGAUUCUGGCUCAGUGUGGCCCCUCCCUCUGCUCCAAAGCCAGCAGCCAGAGGUCACAAUAUUGUGUCUGUAUGAACACUGCCUUUCAAGCAGUAUUAAGUAUUACAAACCUGUUGCCAUGACCACCAGACCCACUUCUGUUUGGUGAGGUGUCCUGUUUGAUCAGUCCGCGGUCAGACGCGGCAUGUUUUUCGGUCACACUGAACACAUGUAAUUGCACAAUCACAUCGAAACACAAACUUGUUCAAAAGCACAAAGUGAGAAAGAACUCUUGUGUGAUGACCUCUGCAGCUUUCAUGAAGAACUACAGUUGUGUGCUGUGUACGUUGAAAUGCUUUAAACAUUAUAUUCUGCAUACAGCAGAGAACACAUUUCUCUGGUGAUAAGGCAAUUUUGCCUUCUUGUAAUAUUUAUAUCAUAAUGUGUCUGAGUGAUCCUGUCGUGUCGACUUUAAUGUGAAUCUGAAAAAUACAACUGUUAACAUGUGACUGUAGUUCUCAAACACAAACAGAUCUCUUUUUCUUCUUCCUUUUUUCAAAGAAUGUCGAGGUAGGUGUUGUAUUAAAAACUACUUCAAUUACAGUCCUGAGAGACAAGAGGCUGUCAAUGUUCAACACUUUAGGUCAGUAUUUAACAAUAGAAUAAGGUAAAUAAAAUAAUAAAUAAAACACUAAGGCUUUUUGUUGUUUACACAAUAAACUUUCUUUUUUUGUAACUGGUUA